CGGAAACAACGCCAGCCAACAGGCAGUUUUUUCGGGUGUGCGUGCAAGCAAGCAAGCAAACCCAGCCACAGAGCCGCAGUCGGGCACUGGCCAUCCAUUCAAGCAAGCCACGCUCUCCGCUUCGCGUUUGUCGGUUAACAAGCAAGCAAGCGAGCGAGUGAGGGUGUGCGUGUGUGUGUGUGUGUGUUUGCAGCUUCCUCUCCCCCUCUCCGUCUGUUUGAUCCCCAUCCGCACCCGCACAAGCGCAAAGCACUGCUUCUCCUUAGCUCCCUUUGUGUCAUCAUCUUGAAAGCGCGCAACUCAACACAGCCGCAGCAACACCCGUUGCUCCACCAGCCACGAGAUACUCAACCCUCCUUCUUCCCCAACAACCACCCCUCUUCCUUGGACACACCGUGCUUCAACUGCCAACGUUGAGCCGAGCUGUGUCGCCCAGGCCAUCGCCAACAGCUUGCAGGCACCACACCUCCCUCCCUACAUCCCCCUUCCCCACACACACACAGGCCAGCCCAAUGGACCAUGCGUGGGGAGCUGCAAUGAGACACCCACAUCAACAACAAGCGCACCCACAAGCGAUGCAGCAACACAGAUGGCGGAGGCGUCGUCACAGGCCUCAGCUGCCUUGCAGCUCGCGCCUCGCUGACCGCGCUUCUUCAACCUGCACAAGCUGGCGGUUGCCCACAUCGCUGCUGUUGUCAUUGGUGUUCGUCGUGGUUGUGCUCCUUGCUUCAAGUAUAACAGCAUCAGCAACACCAACAGCAGCAGUAGCAGCACAGCAACAGCAACAGCAACAGCAACAGCAGCAGCAACCGCUCAUGCUGGACGAUGUAGAUUUGCAUGUGCUGCAGCCAUUGCAGCUGCAUGUUGGCCGCGGUCUGCUGUGCGGACUCGCAGGCAACAAACCCCUGCCUUCUUGGAUAUCCUGCGAUCCGGAAUCAGGCAACUUGUAUGCGUUGCCGCCACAACACGCCGUCGGCCAGUACUUUGUCAACGUGACACAGCCCCGCGACGACUCAGAUACCAGCAUGAGCAGCAGCAGCAGCCAGCCCCAGCAAGACGUGUUUGGAUUGCAGGUCUUGCCAGAGCCGCAGCCGGCACAGUGCGCCGUCUUCACCGUGCGUGCCACCGUUGACAAGCCUUGGCGGUUCUUUGACACGGGAAGCAAGGUCGCCUUUGCUUCCCACCUCAUCGACAUUGCCACGGCUGUUGCGCCCUCUGCUUGGUUCACCGUCACCAACACUGCGCCAGGCCUGCAGCGCUCCUUUUCCCCAAUGUAUUGGAUGGGCCAAUCGCCCAACAAUGCGGCCGUGGACGUGAGCCAUUCCACAACCAUCGUGGACCUCGCCUUGCCCUGUGGCAUGGGCGCAACUGUGCCGCAGGCGCAGGCCAUCCUCGACGCACUCACCCGCGCGCACCAUAACCUUGACUUGUUCCAGGGCUUGAGGUACGACAUCAUCUCGCUUGUGAGCACGGAUGUGCAGCUGCUGCGCCACAAACCAGAGCACAGGGCAGGUGACGCAACACCCACACCCACACCGCAGCUGCAGCCAGACCUGCGCGUGCCAACCACUGGCGCUCGCCUCCCCCUCAAAGCAGCCCCCAUCUCGUCCUCUGCCACCAAGCAACGGCCCCACCAACAAGGCCCUGCCUCAUCGUCUGCGGUGUUGGAGCGCACGCUGUUGGAGGAUGCCCUCUUGCAGCGUGCGAGGCGUGCAGACUCAAUUGACCUGUCCACGCUGGGCGAAGUCGAUGUCGUCUUCAUCAUCGAUGGUUCGGGCAGCAUGGGCUUUGACAACUUUCAGCGCGCCCUCGAGCUGGCAGCAAACAUGGUCGAGGCGCUUCCGAUUGGCCCAGACAACUUCAUGUACGGUUGUUGA
Molecule: messenger RNA, 1877 nt
Organism: Salpingoeca rosetta
Lineage: Eukaryota; Choanoflagellata; Craspedida; Salpingoecidae
Exons: 4
Coding region: 513-1877 (454 amino acids)
Cellular component (GO): membrane
Molecular function (GO): calcium ion binding
Source: RefSeq, a predicted model, not a curated record